UGGAUAGAGUGACCUGUCUCUGGCCUUGGCGUGUGCUGUAACGCAGUGCUGCUCCUGCUCCUACUAGCUGUCAGUGGUCGCUAGCUGUUGGACCCCGUUAACGGUUACGAGCUCGUGUUUGUGUCCGACGAGUCGGUUGGUAAGCUAGGAGCCGCCACAGCGGAGCGGAGCCACGAUGCUGACAUGUAGGACUAUGUGGAGAAAGCUUGCACCUCUUGCCAGGAGCUCAUCAACUGUGUGCCGGCAGAAUGUGAGAAGAGCUGGGUUGAACAGUGGCAGAACACCCACAUGCGUACCUGCGGCUCACAUGUCCACGGGACCGGCAGGGGGUGGAGGAGGGGAUAACUUGAAGUACGCCGUCCUGGUUGCAGCAGCCUCCCUCGGUAGCGUGGUAUAUGCGUACCAAACUGUGAAGGGAGACCAACAGAGAUAUGAGGCUCGUUUGGCGGAGUUGGCAUCCAGAUCACAGAAGGCAGCUUCAAAAGACCCAGCCACACUCAGCCAGUCAGAGCCUACUGCAGCCCCGUCACCAGAGAAGCCGAGCCCUCCGGCCUCUGAUGCCAAAGGUGCGACCCCCAGUAAAUCAACAGAACCACCUCCAGCAGAUGAGCCAGUGGGGGAAACAUCACCAGAGGAAGCAGCAACACUGCUUGCUGCACCUGUAGUUGAGCAGGAACCGUCACCCCCCUCUGAGUCGUCUCCUGCCGAGCUUACAGAGUCACCCCCAGCAGCAGUUGUGGAGAGUGAACCUGCAGCAGAAAUCCCCGCAGCAGAGCCACCUGAGCCCCAGCCUGAAGUUGUGGCAGAGAGUGCAGUGGCCUCAACACCUGCCUCUUCCAAGUUGCCCUCACACACCCCUUACCUCCUCAUUGGUGGAGGCACUGCGUCUUUUGCUGCUGCCCGGUCUAUUCGAGCCAGAGACCCUGGUGCCAAGGUGCUGAUUGUGACUGAUGAGCCAGACCUCCCGUACAUGAGGCCACCUCUCUCUAAAGAGCUGUGGUUCUCUGAUGAUCCCAGCGUGACGGAAACACUGCGUUUCAAACAGUGGAAUGGAAAAGAAAGGAGUAUCUAUUUCCAGCCGCCGUCAUUCUACAUCAGUCCAACAGAACUGGAUAGUGCAGCGAAUGGGGGAGUGGCUGUUCUCACUGGCAAAAAGGUGGUACAGAUGGACGUGAGAGGAAACAAAAUAAAACUGGAUGAUGAUACUGAGAUUUCUUAUGACAAGUGUUUGAUUGCUACAGGUGGCGUUCCCAGAAACCUGCAGGUAAUUGAAAGAGCAGGAGAGGAGGUGAUGAAGAAGACAACGCUAUUCCGCAAGAUUGAAGACUUCAAAUCACUGGACAAGGUCUCCAGGAACAUAGAGUCAAUCACAAUCAUUGGAGGCGGGUUCCUGGGAAGCGAGCUGGCCUGUGCCCUGGGCAGGAGAUCCACUGACUCUAACCUGGAGGUGAUCCAGAUGUUCCCUGAGAGGGGUAACAUGGGAAAGGUGCUGCCUGAGUAUCUAAGCAACUGGACAACAGAAAAAGUCAAGAAAGAGGGUGUAAAAGUCCUCACAGAAGCAUUGGUAAAAUCUGUGACCUGCAAAAACGAUAAGUUAGAAAUCCAGUUGAAGGACGGCCGAUUAGUGAAAACCGACCACAUUGUUGCUGCAGUUGGCCUGGAGCCUAAUGUCGAGCUUGCUAAGUCAGCAGGUCUGGAGGUGGACUCUGACUUUGGGGGCUUUCGUGUCAAUGCAGAGCUGCAAGCUAGGUCCAAUAUUUGGGUGGCAGGAGAUGCCGCGUGUUUCUACGACAUCCGACUGGGACGCAGGCGAGUGGAGCACCACGAUCACGCCGUUGUGAGCGGUAGACUAGCAGGAGAGAACAUGACAGGAGCCAGCAAACCCUACUGGCAUCAGUCUAUGUUCUGGAGUGACCUGGGUCCUGAUGUGGGCUACGAGGCCAUCGGGAUCGUUGACAGCAGCCUGCCAACAGUAGGCGUGUUCGCCAAAGCCACCGCCAAGGAUACACCUAGAGCUGCUACAGAGCAGUCAGGGACGGGGAUCCGGUCAGAAAGUGAAACGGAGGACACGGCCACCAGCACAGUGGCCCCUGUAACACCUGCCCCCGCUGUGCAGCAGAAAGACGACUAUGGCAAAGGAGUCAUCUUCUACCUGAGGGACAAAGUGGUGGUGGGCAUCAUCCUGUGGAACGUCUUCAACAGAAUGCCUAUUGCGCGGAAGAUUAUCAAGGAUGGAGAGGAGCAUGCAGAUCUGAACGAAGUGGCCAAGCUGUUCAACAUCCAUGAAGAUUAAGAUUUCAGAGGGAGUUGGGCGUCAAGUGAAAGUUGAACUCUGGCAGUGACUGCCACAUUCUUUAACUGGUCAGGAAUACCAAACCAGAGGAUCAAUGUAAAUUAUAUCAUGUCGCUGGAAUAUUUUCAUAUUUGGAAUUUAUAUGUGCUGCCCUUUAUCGUUGUAUUUUUCCUCUCUUCACAUCUUCCGCGACACUUGUGUGAUUGUCUGUCGGCCCCACCCACCCACCAGGCUGAAAAUGUUGCGCAUGGAUUAUGGUGUCCCUCUGUCUGAUCAGAGCGGCUUGUUCUCAGAGAAGCUGCAAUAAAAGCUAUUUUUAAAUUGGA
Mugil cephalus (flathead mullet) is the source of this 2619-nucleotide messenger RNA. It is a transcript of the gene aifm1, whose product is annotated as apoptosis inducing factor mitochondrion associated 1. Gene Ontology annotation, molecular function: protein dimerization activity; FAD binding; NAD(P)H oxidase H2O2-forming activity. Gene Ontology annotation, cellular component: cytoplasm; mitochondrion. Gene Ontology annotation, biological process: apoptotic process; mitochondrial respiratory chain complex assembly. Lineage: Eukaryota; Metazoa; Chordata; Actinopteri; Mugiliformes; Mugilidae. The coding region runs from base 176 to 2293 and encodes 705 amino acids. The transcript has 20 exons. The record is from RefSeq and is a predicted model, not a curated record.